Molecule: messenger RNA, 825 nt
Organism: Brugia pahangi
Lineage: Eukaryota; Metazoa; Nematoda; Chromadorea; Rhabditida; Onchocercidae
Source: the annotation of a GenBank genome assembly
AUGCGUCGUAACUCAGCAAUUCGAUCAUUCACUGAAUCGGUUGAUUCGGAUUUUCCACCAGCUCCGGAAUUGCCUCCUUCGUUAAAUAUCGAUUUGCAUUAUCCAGAAGAAGUGUUAAGAAGAAGUGAAACAUCGGAGACAAUUAUUGAGAGAAAACCUAAACAAUCGUUACAAGAUGUGGUCAGUGGUACUCAAAAAUAUCCUGUAAUGGUACCUGGUCCAGGUCAUGUUGAUGAGGAACAAGAACUUCAUGCAAGUCUUUUGCAUCAGGAUGACGAAGGCUCUGAAAGUGAUAUGGAAAUUCGUAAUUUCCAGACGGAACAAUCGUUGAAUAUUACCAAUACAAAGCAACAGCAAAAAAGACGUGAUCGUGAUCAUGAAGCAUUACGUCAUGAAUAUUCAGUAUCAACGCUGGAACGACCACGACCAACAACGCCAACGUCAUGGUGCGCUAUUGAGAAUUACGUAGAAGGUUCCAUAGAAGCUGAUUCACCACCGAUCGUAGAAAAAAAACAAAAGAUUCACGUCAGUAUACCAAAUCAUAAUGCACCACAAACACCAAAACGUCGUCGUCGAGCAUCCAUGUCAUGGUUUGAUUUUUAUGAAACAAUGUCAACACAAAUACCAUCACAAGUUCGUAAAUCAGUUUCUGGUCGUACUACACCACUAAAUAAUUAUGAUGGUGAUAUACUGGAAGAAGAUCCAAAAUAUCGGAAUGUAGCACCACCAAAACCAGUCAUCCAUCGUCGUUCAUCAACUGAUUGGGAAAGUUUCAUAGAUAAUGGUAAAGAUUUUGAAUUAAUUUCAUUUUGGUAUAAAAUAUAA